AUAGAAUACAUGAAUCUCGCAUUGAUUCCGCCUACAAAUGUGUUGCAUUGCAUGAUAUUCUUUACUCUGUUUAGAAACAUGCUCAACACAAACUAAAACUUCCACCAAGGUAUAUAAACUCGUGUUCUGGCAAAUUUUGGGAAUUAGUUCAGGAUAACAACUCGUUAGAACUCAACCGCAAAAAGAUGAAUACCGGCAGAAUAAGAUUGCUUGUGCAAAAUUUGGGACCGUUGCGUUCGAGAAUCCUGGUACCGAAUGGCUCGAAAGCACCUCGAUGUGGUUUGAAAGUGAACCAGUUCAGCACCUUCUUCGGACGCCAGAUUGUCGAAAAGAAUCAAAUUGUUCCAGUUUCAGUAACCGGAUUUAGGCAAUGCUCAGCAAAAGCCACCGGUAACAAGUUCGAUAGAAGAUGCAUCGACGCUAGUCUGGUGGCCACUUAUGCGGAGAUUGUUGACCUACCGAAGCACCCGGAAAAGUUAUUGAUCGAUGUCCGCGAACCCGAAGAAAUCGCUGCUAAGGGUGCGAUUCCGACCAGUAUCAACAUACCGCUACGUUCAUUGAACAAUGAACUGAAAUUGAGUCCGGCCGUCUUCCAAACCAAAUAUGGCCGGAAGAAGCCCGAACCAACAGAUCCAAUCAUUUUCACCUGCUGUGUCGGAGCUCGAUCUGCUGAUGCGGCGUACGAGGCGGACCAGCAAGGCUUCAAAAAUGUGAAGAAUUAUGUCGGAUCCUGGACAGAAUAUGCUGAAGCAAAUAAUCUGCUGCAAUAGAUAUCGACAUAACCUGCUGCUGUAACCCGAGACAACCACUAAGAGCUGUUGAUAUUAACUUUGUACUGUAAUGAUACAAAAUCAUACAAUGGAAAUAAUAUAAUACUGAAUUGCA
Messenger RNA from Malaya genurostris, 885 nucleotides. RefSeq names its product rhodanese domain-containing protein CG4456-like. Bases 186 to 770 code for a protein of 194 amino acids. The transcript is spliced from 4 exons. Gene Ontology annotation, cellular component: mitochondrion. NCBI's taxonomy places the organism in Eukaryota, Metazoa, Arthropoda, Insecta, Diptera, Culicidae. The record is from RefSeq and is a predicted model, not a curated record. Gene Ontology annotation, molecular function: thiosulfate-cyanide sulfurtransferase activity.